Molecule: messenger RNA, 450 nt
Organism: Pieris macdunnoughi
Lineage: Eukaryota; Metazoa; Arthropoda; Insecta; Lepidoptera; Pieridae
Source: the annotation of a GenBank genome assembly
AUGGCAAUACCAGAAUCUCUAGAAUUCCAUGUCAAAGGCUUUAAUAUGAUUGGCGGUGAGCGCGCGGGCGAGCGGCGGCGGUGCGCGGGCGCAGUGCGGCGCGGCAUGCGGCCCCGCCCGCUGCUGCUGCUGCUGCUGCUGGCGUUGCUGCGCGCGCACGGCUUGCUCGCCACCUCCGGAGGUACUAUGCUUCAACUGUCUGAAACACAGAUUACAGAUCAUAUAGAUAAGUGCUAUAGGUUUAACGACCCCGAAGUUAGGAAAGCAAAAAGGGAACAGAAUUCUAACGGAGUGGGAAGAGGGAAACGAAACAGAGGCAAGCAGAUUAGAAUAUGGGAGAACGAUAUAAAAAAGGUAGAGGGUUUAAAGUGGAUUCGAACCGCUAGAGAACGCGAAGAUUGGAAAAAUUUAGAGGAAGCCUUUGUCGAAGGACAAGGUGUAAAGAAAUAA